AUGUCGCUGAACGACGUGCUUCCUGGAGCACGCAGAAACUUUGUGUUCAAGAAUUGGGCUCGCAUUUACUCUGCCAAGCCUCAGUUGUACUUUCAGCCCUCGAGUGUGGAAGAGGUGGUCGAGGUCGUAAAUGCUGCAAGAAAGGAAAAGAAGACUAUAGUCACUGUAGGUUCUGGUCACUCACCAAGUGAUAUGUGUAUCACCAAUGACUGGCUGAUGAAUCUUGAUAAGCUGCAAAAUGUUCAUGAAUUGAAAGAAAACCAUGAACAGCAUUACGCAGAUGUCACCGUCGAUGCAGGGUUGCGCAUUUACAAAUUGAACGAUUAUCUCUCACAACACGGAUACACAAUCCAAAACUUGGGCUCUAUCUCUGAGCAAAGUGUUGGUGGUAUCAUUUCUACAGGUACUCAUGGAUCUUCUCCAUAUCAAGGUCUUGUUUCCUCUCAGUAUGUGAAUUUAACCAUUGUCAAUGGUAAGGGUGAAGUGGUGUUCUUAGAUUCUGAACAUCAUCCUGAAGUAUUCAGAGCUGCAAUGCUAUCUUUGGGAAAAAUUGGUAUAAUCGUUCGUGCUACUAUUCGCGCCAUUCCUGUCUACAAGAUCAAAUCAACUCAAGAGGUUAUCAAUUUUGAAACUUUAUUAGAAAAGUGGGACACGAUUUGGACAUCCAGUGAGUUCAUCAGAUGCUGGUGGUAUCCAUACACCAGAAAAUGUAUUCUUUGGAGAGGAAUCAAGACAGAAGAGCCGGUAUCUGCACCAAGAAAAUCCUGGUGGGGCACAACCUUCGGCCGUCUAUUUUACGAGACUCUUUUAUGGAUAUCUGUUAAUGUUUGUCCGGCUUUCACGCCUUACGUUGAAAAAUUCGUUUUCCACAGACAAUACGGUAGAGUUGAAACAUACGGAAGCGGUGAUGUUGCGGUACAAAAUUCCAUCGACGGUUUGAAUAUGGAUUGUUUGUUUUCUCAAUUUGUUGAUGAAUGGGGUUGUCCACUUCUCAAUGGGCCCGAAGUUUUACGCUCCUUAGACCACUCUAUCGCACAAGCUGCACAAAGUAGAGAGUUUUUUGUCCAUGUUCCAAUCGAAGUGCGUUGUUCAAAUACAACUCUUCCUCCAGAACCCCUCGACUAUAGUGAUAGAACACCAACCAGUGCUGGACCAGUCUUUGGCAACAUAUUGCGUCCUUAUCUAGACUCCACUCCUCGCCAAUUGAGAUACGUUCCUCUAUCUGAUGUGACUAACAGUCAAUUGACUCUUUACAUCAAUGCUACAAUUUACAGACCCUUCGGUUGUAACACACCUAUUCACAAGUGGUUCACUUUGUUUGAAGAAACAAUGGGGGCCGCUGGAGGUAAACCUCACUGGGCAAAGAACUUUUUGGGUUCCACUAAUAUGGCUGCAGGGCCAGUGAAGCCAGAAGAUAAAUAUCAAGAUUUUGAGAUGAGAGGUAUGGCUACUAAGAUAAAGGAAUGGUACGGUGAAGAUUUGGUCAAAUUCCAAGAAAUCAGAAGACAACAGGAUCCUGAAAAUGUCUUUUUGGCCAACAAAGCUUGGGCCAUUCGUAACGGUAUUGUCGACAUUGACGAAGCCUGA
Molecule: messenger RNA, 1587 nt
Organism: Lachancea fermentati
Lineage: Eukaryota; Fungi; Ascomycota; Saccharomycetes; Saccharomycetales; Saccharomycetaceae
Source: the annotation of a GenBank genome assembly